AUGGCCACUAUUCUCAAAGCCGAUAUCCGAGCUGACACUGACCGCGAUGGCCUCGUCGACCUCUCAGGCACCUCGGACUCUGAAGGCAAAACCACGUGGACUGCCGACUUUGGUGCCAUCUUCCUCCCCAACAUAGGAGACACGGACAAGCGCUGCUCCAAAGCUCUGCUCAAAGGCCCUGCCGUGAGCAAUGAGAAGCUCGACCGCUGCAACGAUGCGUCUGACAACACACUGCGUUCCGAGCAGUUCCUUGCUCCGCUCCGUACAGUCCCCAUGCCCGACCUUCCCAAUGGCGCUUCUGGUCGCGUCUAUGUAAAGGACCAAGUACAGCGCAGCAACGUCCGCAUCUUCCACCAGGCCAGCUGUAACGGCAAUUGGACAUAUAUUGACGGAAACUCUACCUUUAGCACAGCCGCACUCCGCAAGGGUCUUGUCCUCGGUAUUGAUGGCCGGGACGUCCGUCGCCCAAAUGGUUGGGAUGGUCGAGCCCUUGUAACCUUCAAUGUCAAGAGUUUCAAUGGCACUUCGUCCGACAGCGUCAUGUUACGUGUUGCCCCCGUUCUUACUCAUACACACCUCGACCCUGUGCAACAGGCUCAAGACUUUUUGGAACCUGGAUUCGCUUCUAUGCCUGGUCCUGAUGGGCCCAUCAGCUUGCGCAUUAUGAUCCGAAGUCCGCAGGACGAGCGUGUUGCCGGCCGACAGUUGUUCGAGUACUACCGAGACACUGGCAUCGGCGCCGUUCAGCAGCUUGGCGGGUCACGUGACGAGAUCAACUCCGGCGGUAAUAUCGAGACCAUUCCUCCAUACGAAUUCAACGGUACUUCCUGGCCUGCUGGACGUUUGAUCCUCGGCAAUCAUGGCAAACAGAGCCACGCUAUGCUACCGUUUUUCCGGGCCCAAGAAACCCAAGACCCUCUUCUUCUCGAUGCCGACUGGCUAUUCGCCGGCCAUGUCGACGAGUUCGUCCAAUUCUUGCCCGCUGAUUCGGAGCGCGGUUGGGUUAUGGUGGUUGAUGAUCCCCUUGCGGGUGUCAAGAUGCUCCAGCAAAUCAAGGCUAGCGGACAUGGCUCACGGCGGCUCUUCUCUCGAAACAACGACACGAUUCCAGCAAACCCCUGCAACAACUUUGGUUGCCAGCCCAUCCCUGUAGAGUCUACCACUAUCAACGAGAUACUCGCCAACAAGGACCUCAUCUCCGUGCAGGAGCAAUGCGCCAAGCGCAUUGAGGCUAACAUGCAAAUCCUCAAGCAAGCGACCGGCAUCACCGAUGAAGAGAUUAUCCGCCUUCCUUCCUUGUUCAAGCGCAUCAACUUCGAUUUUAAUUUCCCUGGCGACAACUCUACGACCAACGGGGCCGACUCUAACAAUAACUAG
Bipolaris zeicola 26-R-13 is the source of this 1377-nucleotide messenger RNA. RefSeq lists its product as uncharacterized. Gene Ontology annotation, molecular function: protein-arginine deiminase activity; calcium ion binding. Lineage: Eukaryota; Fungi; Ascomycota; Dothideomycetes; Pleosporales; Pleosporaceae. The transcript has 2 exons. The coding region runs from base 1 to 1377 and encodes 458 amino acids. The record is from RefSeq and is a predicted model, not a curated record. Gene Ontology annotation, cellular component: cytoplasm.